Molecule: messenger RNA, 1735 nt
Organism: Thrips palmi
Lineage: Eukaryota; Metazoa; Arthropoda; Insecta; Thysanoptera; Thripidae
Product: metalloendopeptidase OMA1, mitochondrial-like
Exons: 8
Coding region: 221-1603 (460 amino acids)
Biological process (GO): mitochondrial protein processing; protein quality control for misfolded or incompletely synthesized proteins
Cellular component (GO): mitochondrial inner membrane
Molecular function (GO): metalloendopeptidase activity
Source: RefSeq, a predicted model, not a curated record
UUGUCUAGUUUUUAACCGUUUGAAUUCACCGGCAUAUUUUGCUUAUGAGUGGAGACUGAUAUGCAUCCUUUGAAGUAUUCGAAGAUUGCUUUUGAGUAGUGCUAGGGAACUGAUACUACAAGAUCCGUCUGCUUCAGUCAUGUCAUGUCUUCUUGCACGAAACAAAUAUUCAUGCAACCUUGGCACAACUUGUUAUGAUGUGACAUUUUUGUGACAUCUGAUGAUAAUGGCCUUUUCCAAGUUGACACAUUGUGUGUUUCGAAGCAAACCUGUAUACAAUGGGUUGGUCCAACUCAUGUGUAAGCCUCUGCCGCCAUCUAAUUUAAGUAUAGGUGGUCGCUCAAGACAUGUCCACCUUAAAUUAAUCGCAAAUAAUUCUCCAAGACCAAAGGAAGUACUGAAAACCAUCCACCCACAUUACUUACGGCCAUCACUUUUUCAUGGGAAUUUAACUUUAAAAGUUUGUCCUUCUAAAUCACUGCGAUGUCAACUUUUUCACACUACCGCACCUCAAAAGGCUAUCCCUCCUUUAGUGUGGGUGGUGUUGAGACCUUUUGCAAAUGUAGCAGCUGCUUUAUUUGGUAGAUUUUUUAGAAGGUUUUGGCAGAGGCUUCCACCAGAAAAAAGGGACAGAAUAAUUUUAAGUCUGAGAAAGCGCAGACGGACACUUCUAGGAAUUUUUGGGACACUUUCACUUGGAUUACUACUCUAUGUGCUGGCUCACAUAGAAGAAGUGCCUUACACAAAGCGACGUAGGUUCAUAUUGUUUUCUCGUCAAGAUAUGCGACACCUAUGUGAGGAGGUCCAAAAAGAGAUUUUGGAAAGUUACAAAGAUGCCAAUCUUCCUUACAACCAUCCACUGUAUCAACGGAUUUACAAAGUAAUGUAUAGUCUUAUGCAGGCAAAUAAAGAAGAAAUAGUAAAUAGUGGAGUCUCUUCCUGGAACAUUUAUGUCAUUGAUGAUCCUGAUGUCAACAAUGCCAUGGUGCUCCCAAAUGGCACAGUGUUCAUUUUCACAGGAAUCAUAGACACAUGCUCAAGUGAUGAUCAGUUGGGAACAAUUCUUGCCCAUGAAAUUGCUCAUGUUCUACUAAACCAUCAGGGUGAAACCAUUAGUGAAGAUCAUAUCUCCAGUAUGUUGUUUGUUCUUCUGAUCACUGCCAUCUGGGCGGUGCUUCCAGAUUUUGCAGCCUUCCUCUCCCACAUGUUUGCCUCUCAGACAAAAUCAUUAUUCAUACAACUGCCUUUCAGUCGACUUAUGGAAUCUGAAGCUGAUGCAGUAGGUCUGAAUCUUGCUGCAAAGGCUUGCUUGGAUGUUCGCGAGGCCAGUGUCUUUUGGGCUAAAAUGGCCUUGAGAGAGGAACUUGGUUGCGAGGAAAAACCUCUGGAACUGUUAUCCUCUCACCCAUCUCAUGAAUCUCGACAAAAAGCUAUCGAUGAACUGAUUCCUGAUGCUUUGAAACUGCGGGAAUCCUGCAAGUGUGGUGUCUUAAGCCGUUCAGACCCAAGAUCACAAUUUGUUCUUCAUAAGAAUUUCCUCAAAGACGCGCAGGCAAAAGGCUGUCUCUCAUGCAGAUCAAUAUUUUCUCCUUACAAUGUUUAGUCUUGAAGUCUACAGGUUUUUCUUUCCACUUUACCUUCUGAAAAUUCACCAAAAUGUGCCUUUGUGUAGUUAAACAAGAGCCACUGUUAAAUUGUUGAUGAAAUUUGUUAAUAAAUUUUACCGAAAUUGUUA